UCUCUCCCCCCCCCCCCACUGCCAUAUUGGAAAUAUCAACCGGUUGAACUCUCUUUCUGUCCGGCUGUCUGUCAGGGGUCACACACACACACACAUCACCAUGCGUCAAAUGAGCGUCCGAGGCACCUUUCUUCUGCUGCACCACAUGCCUUCAAUCUAACACCGACCAAGGUGUCUUAGCAAUUAUUCCUAGACGAAACAGGCGAAAAAAGCUAGCGUGCGAGAGAGAGAGAGAGAGAGAGAGAGAGAGAGAGAUGGGUAAAAGGUUGUGGGCAUACCUGUGCUGAAUCUUCUUCGCUUUGCUUCAUAAAUCACGCGCGCGGGAGAUGUGAGCCCGAAAACGCAGCAGCCAAAAAUGCAACCGCCAACGAGCGGCGGCGACCGGUGCGUUGUUGUCCACUUGACAACAACCACACACACACACACACACGGAGCUGAACAGCAAACACGAGCGCCGUCGGUGCGUCUGAAACGAUCGUGUAGGAAAAUGUUAACGACUUUUAAGUAUAUGCACACACAGAGAAAACGCCGGGCCCGGUCACACACACCGGGCGUCCGAAGAAGACUUACCCAAUACGUGUGCCUCCUCCUGCUCUUCGGGCGGGCGCGUGCGAAGGAAGAUGCGCUUGCUUCGAUUUAGCUGCUGCAUACGAAACGCUGUCACACACACGCCUCGUCUUCUUCUGUCUCGCGCGUCUCAUCGUUUGCAUCGGGGGAGGUGAAAUGUCGCGCGCGGGUCGGAGACACACACGUUGUAGGCUUUCGUGAUUUUCGGACGGCCUAGUAUAAAAGCUCGGGCCGGGCAUCCGGAAUGAUAACAGUAACCGUUUGCAGCAGCAGCAACCAAGAGGUAGUCCAACCAACCCAACCAUCCCGCAAAGGAGCCAACGCGACAAGCCUUGAAGAUGUACAAACAAUCGCUCAUCCUGCUCUCCUGUGCCCUGGCACUGACGCUGGCCGCACCGCCCGCACCGCUCACCAAACGCUCGCCGCAGGGUGGCCCGGAUGCGGAAGCGACCGUCGUGGCGCAGGACCAGAUCAUCAACGAGGGCGGCUCGUACGCGUACAACUACGAGACGAGCAACGGCAUCAAGGCGCGCCAGACGAGCGACAACGGCGUGUCGGCGAACGGCGAGUACUCGUUCCUCGCCCCCGACGGUACCUCCUACUCGGUCGUGUACGUCGCGGACGAGAACGGAUUCCAGCCGCAGGGCGCCCACCUGCCGACCGAGCCGCCAGCGCCCGAGCACGUGAUCAAGCUGCUGGAGGAUCUGCGCGCCAACCCGCCGUCCGAUCCCGAGUUCGAUCUGGCCUCGCUCGAUGCCACCCUUGCCCGGCUUCGCGCCACCCAGGGCUAGAAGAACCGAGCGAACGUAGAGAACAGAUGAUGAUGAUGAUGAUGCAGCAAGCAGUUUGUACAUAGCUUCAACCGACCGCGUUGGACUCGCCUCACCUAAUCCCCCGUCUCCCCCCACAACACUCCUCCCAUUACCUCACCUUGUGCAGGACACGCAGCCGUACUACGACGCGUCCCUGUGGGGCUUCUCCUCCAUCGUCCGAGGCACCUUCCCGGUCGAUUAGUUAGUUUCAAUUUAGUUUCAAUUGUCCCUAGCACCGAAUAAAAAAAGAAUGAAUUGCAAUUACCAA
Molecule: messenger RNA, 1647 nt
Organism: Anopheles coluzzii
Lineage: Eukaryota; Metazoa; Arthropoda; Insecta; Diptera; Culicidae
Product: endocuticle structural glycoprotein SgAbd-4-like
Exons: 2
Coding region: 906-1358 (150 amino acids)
Cellular component (GO): chitin-based extracellular matrix
Molecular function (GO): structural constituent of chitin-based larval cuticle
Source: RefSeq, a predicted model, not a curated record